AUGUCUGCUCUAUCUGGCGAAUUUGCCAUGAAGGAUUUGGGGCCUCUGUCUUAUUUUUUGGGUAUUCAGGUUAAACGGGAUGGCAACCACAUGUUUCUCUCUCAGGAGGCUUAUGUUCGGGAUAUUAUUCAUCGUGCUUCUAUGGACUCUUGUAAGCCAGUCGCCACUCCAGUUGACACACAGACAAAACUAUUCGCAGACUCCGAUGCCUUACAUGAUGAUCCUACUGCCUAUCGGAGUCUAGCCGGGGCACUACAGUAUCUGACAUUCACUUGGCCUGAUAUAUCAUACGCGGUUCAGCAAGUGUGCAUGCACAUGCAUUCUCCUCGUGUUGCCCAUUGGAAUGCGUUAAAGCGCAUCAUUCGAUACAUCCAAGGGACUUCCGACUAUGGUCUUCAUCUCGGUCCGGCUCGAGACCUUUCUUUGGUAGCCUAUACGGAUGCGGAUUCGGUUGGAUGCCCGGACACUCGUCGGUCCACGUCAGGGUAUUGUGUGUAUUUGGGUGACAAUCUAAUCUCCUGGUCCUCUAAAUGCCAAUCUACAAUCUCUCGCUCCAGCGCUGAAGCCGAGUAUCGGGGCGUCACCAAUGUUGUUGCAGAUAUUUGCUGGCUUCGGAAUCUUCUCCUCGAAUUGCAUCAUCCGUUGUCUCGUGCGACUCUUGUUUACUGGGACAAUGUGAGUGCCAUAUAUCUCUCAGGUAAUCCAGUUCAGCACGAGCGAACUAAGCAUAUAGAGCUGGAUAUACACUUUGUUCGCGAACAGGUUCAACGCGGUCACAUUAGAGUCCUUCAUGUGCCAUCUCGACAUCAGAUCGCUGAUAUAUUCACCAAAGGCCUCCCUCAUGUCCUAUUUGAUGAUUUCAGAUCCAGUCUAAGCAUUCGGCCUCCCAACGUUUCGACUGCGGGGGUGUAA
This is a messenger RNA of Helianthus annuus (common sunflower), 912 nucleotides long. RefSeq lists its product as uncharacterized. The coding region runs from base 1 to 912 and encodes 303 amino acids. The record is from RefSeq and is a predicted model, not a curated record. The transcript has a single exon. NCBI's taxonomy places the organism in Eukaryota, Viridiplantae, Streptophyta, Magnoliopsida, Asterales, Asteraceae.